Messenger RNA from Danaus plexippus (monarch butterfly), 1421 nucleotides. It is a transcript of the gene NANS, whose product is annotated as sialic acid synthase. NCBI's taxonomy places the organism in Eukaryota, Metazoa, Arthropoda, Insecta, Lepidoptera, Nymphalidae. Gene Ontology annotation, biological process: carbohydrate biosynthetic process. Bases 161 to 1210 code for a protein of 349 amino acids. The record is from RefSeq and is a predicted model, not a curated record. The transcript is spliced from 5 exons. Gene Ontology annotation, molecular function: N-acylneuraminate-9-phosphate synthase activity.
UGAGCGCUCACCGAAGUGCUUGCGUUAUUAAAUUGACCUUAUUUACACAAUCCGAUCCUCAGAGAGAGGUCAACAAACCCUUCCCGCAUUAAUAAUCAUCAGUUCGAUUGAGUGUUUAGUUGGAUUUGUUUGUUUUUAUGGCACAGUGACAAUUGUCAAGAUGCUCGAAGUUAAGAUAACAGAGGACAUUAGAAUAGGCGGUAAAAAUCCUUGCUUCAUUAUAGCUGAAGUUGGACAAAAUCACCAAGGUGACAUUGAAGUAGCGAAAAAAUUGAUCAAAGCAGCAAAGGACGCGGGGGCUAACUGCGUUAAAUUUCAAAAGACUUGUCUGAAUGAAAAAUUUACGAAAAAGUAUUUGGAGAAGCCUUACGAUAGCCCGAAUUCUUGGGGGAAAACUUACGGUGAACAUAAGAGACAUUUAGAAUUUUCGGAAAGUCAAUACAGAGAAUUGUUUAAAUAUGCUCAAGAGGUCGGAAUACUCUUCACAGCUUCAGCAAUGGACAUGGUAUCUUUCGACUUUCUGGUGAACAUAAAAGUGCCUUUCAUAAAAAUCGGAUCCGGUGACUCCAACAAUUUAUUAUUCUUGAAAUAUGCCGCAUCCAAAAAGAUCCCUCUUAUAAUAUCCACGGGUAUGGUGGACAAGCAGGCAGUGAAAACUAUAUACGACAUUAUUGCUGCUCAACACAAACAAUUCUGCUUGUUACAUUGUAUAUCAGCGUACCCUGUGCCCUUCGAGGACUGUAAUCUGACCGUCCUACAAGACUACAAGAACACUUUUGACAUCCCGGUCGGAUAUUCUGGUCAAGAAGUUGGCACCGCCGUUGCUUUAGGUGCAAUAGCACUGGGAGCUAAGGUCCUGGAGAAGCAUAUAACAUUAGACAAAGGUCUCCGGGGCACCGACCACGUGUGUUCUUUAACACCGACAGAGUUCCAACAGCUGGUGCGCGAUGUGCGAGUCAUUGAGGCCUCGCUUGGUACACCCAUUAAAAAAGUUGUUACUUCAGAAAUUCCUUGCAUCGAUAAAUUGCAAAAGUCGCUGGUGAUGGGAUGCACUAAAAAUAAAGGCGAGAUUCUUUAUCCGGGAGAUGUAAAGAUCAAAGUCGCUGAACCGAAAGGUCUGAACGCGUUGCACUUCGAGGACGUUAUAUAUAAAACACUUGUCUACGAUAAGAAGGAAGAUGAACCACUCAACGAGGGAGAUUUCUGUUGAUCUUUGAUAUAUGUUAAUAAUAUACGCGUACCUUCUAACUGUCUCAAAUCACAUUGUUAUAACAUAAGUCUGAUAUAACCGACACAAACUAAUCACAAUAUUACGAAUUAUUUUUGACUAAGUCUGAUUUUCACUUGUUUUAACAUUAUUAACAAAAUGGAGGCAAUCGAUGUUGAAUAGUGAUAAUAAAAAUAAUACUGUCCACGUUAAA